CUGCCUGUAUGAAAGAUGGCGACCGCCGCUGUGCCCUCACUUGUGACAGAUGGAGGCCGCUUUCCUGCCUGCUUUCCGGUUGACGUCAGUCACCCUCUCUCCCCCGCCCCCUCCCCCCACCAACCUCCGCUCGCUCGCCGCCAUAUUGGAGUCUGUUUCCCUGGAGCUCGAGUGGGUUUGUACCGGAGUGAACUGGGAGUGGGAUUGGAGCUGGGGAUGAGCUGUGCCGAGGAGAAACAAGUAGCCGCCCGGCGGAAGAAGAACAAACGGGGAGCGGCGAACGGCGCCGUGGUCCCGGGAGAGAGCCGCAGUCCCAGUCCGGCGGAGGAGGUGCUGAGGCCGCUGCAGAGCGAGCAACCGCGAACGGGGAUGGAGCCGGAGCCUGGCCCAGGCCCAGGCCCAGGCUCAGGCUGGAGCGGGGAGCAGCCAACCCUUACUGUCCACCAGCCAGCAAAGGACUGUUGUUUGUUGUGCCAUCAUGAACGCAAGGAUUGGGGAACUCAACAGAAUGGGAUUGUGGAUCUAAAGAAGUUGGCACAUUCACUACCUGCAUUAACUCAUGGCGGUCUUGAACGGGUGCCUCUCUGGAUAUGCCAAGCAUGUCAAAGACGAGUAGAGGAGGAGCAGCAACGGGCUAUCUGUGAACAGACCCUAAUGGUGGGACAAGAUGAAUGUCAGACGCAUAAAGGAGGAGUGGCUGAUGAUUCAGUGAGAACAAUGGCAGAAGGGGAUGGCAUUGCCAAUCCGCACAGAUCACCAACAGAAAAAAGUCACCACUCGACGGUCCACUGCUGCCACCAGGUGCACAGGCAGACUUUAUCAUCCAGUAAUACUCAUCAACAGCUGCAGCAACCUCAGCCAUGCACAGCCACUCCUAAUGGCACAUGUACAAAGGAAUCGAGCAAUGUAACUAGUGACUGCUGCUCAAGAUCGCCCUCCUGUGUCUCUGUAAAAACCAAUUCUGUUCAAUGUAAGAACGUGUCCAGAAGGCCAACGCCACCAGGUGGAGAGUUCCAUUGCUCUGAAGACCACAGGUAUUCUGUCUUAGCGGCACCACCCAACAGUCCCACUGGCUUGUCCUCCCAUCAGCAUCCUCUUACAGCGUCAAAGUCUCCUCAAGUUAUUACUGAGCCAACAGUUUCCAUUCAUCAACAUGAACAUGCAACUUCUACAAUGUCGUGUACCAUGCCCCACAGCACUGUAACCUCCACUGAUUCAAAUCAGAGAUCAUCCAUGAUAUCUGGUAUCCCACAGGUUCUGCCUCAUGUCCCCCUGACUUCUACAGUUGCUGUGACAACUGCUGCAUCUCCAGAUGUGUCUUUGAUUUCAAAAACUUCAGCUGCUGCUUCUACAGGUGUGCUUGUGACCCCAGUGCCUCCAAGUGCUAACCCUCAUAUUUCUAACAGUGGGUUAUCUUCUUUCCCGAAGUCUACAACAGCUGGCCCUAUUUGCGCUAGUCACUACAAUGGAGCUUGCCCAGUAACAGCAUCACCAAACCCAGCUGCUCCAGGCAGUGGCAUCUGCAGGGACCAAUCAUGUAAGAGUCAUCUGUGCACAAAUGAAACUGCCUACAGCCCCACACAGAUGCACAAUGCAGAUGAAAGUCUGGAAGAAGAUGAUAGCUGUUCAGAGCACAGUUCGUGUACGUCUCACACUGCCAAUCAGAAGGAAGGAAAAUACUGUGAUUGUUGCUAUUGCGAGUUCUUUGGUCAUGGACCGCCUCCUGCAGCUCCAACAAGUAGAAAUUACACAGAAAUCCGGGAGAAGCUAAGGACGCGGCUGACGAAACGCAAAGAGGAACUCCCGCAAAAAUCAAGCAAUGGCUCGAUCCGGGAACCACCAGUAGAUGACAGGAAUGUUGAAGAUCUGUUGAACUACAUCAACAGUUCAGAACAGAAACCAGUCAACAGUGCCAAAGCAGCCAAAAGAGCAAGGCACAAGCAGAAAAAGCAGGAGAAAGCCCGUUCUGAGGUUUGUGACCAAAGAUCAGAGAAACCAUGUCCAUCUACAAUGCAUAUACAGGGUCUGGAAAAGGUUUCUGCACUAAAUCAACACAUCCAAGAGGGGAUAGAAGAAAAAGUCUUGAUAUUCAACCAGCAUGUCCAAGAGGAUAUAGAGGACAAAGUUUCAAAGCUCAACCAGCAUAUUCAAGACGAUAUAGAAGAGAAACUAAAUCAACAAGAGCUAUGGCAUCAGGUGGAGUUGCAGAGAGUGAGCAGCAUCUUAACGACUAGAUUGGAACAGCUUAAAGAUCGAAUCAGAGAUUCCAUCAAAGCAAACUUCAGCCUAUGUGAUCUGCCCAAGGAUGACUUUCCAGAACUGACAUCUGUGGAGAAGGGUUUACUGAUAGACAGCAAUGGUAUCAUGGAUAAAGAAGAGACAAGAAUAUUAGACCAUCAGAAACUCAAUUUGAACUUGUCCUUAACAACAUCGGAAGUUGUGCAAAAUCACUUGUUGAAUGGAAAUAAACAUGCGGUCGUCACAAAUCGCGAGCACAAUGGCUCUGAUAUGGUUUUGUUGGAAAACUCAUUGGGAAAGAAAUCAAAGGGUGGCUGUUCAUUAUCUUCAAAGUCUGAUAAUAUUUCCACACUCCGACUAGAAGAUGCCGGUGCAGUAGUAUUGCAUAAACCAGCUGCAGAGUCAAAAAUGACACAGCAGAUGUCAAGAAAUGGGAAACAACCAAGACAGCCUAAGCAGCCUGAGGAGACCAAGGGCAAAAAUGUGGUUUCAAGAAAAGAUCAUGAACACUCCACAGCGCCAAAGGUGCAGAGUUCCAAACAGCAUGCAGUUCCUGCCAAACACAAGACAAACCAGAAUCAUGAUGGCAAGCCAGCAGAGGCAUCAAAAACCAUGACUGCCAAAUGUGAUGACUCCAAGCAAAGCAAGUGGAAAGGAGUUGGUAUUCUUUGCAACUCUGAAACUAGUGAAGACAGGAAAGGUAAUCCUAAAUAUUCAAAUAAUGAGAAGGUGGAAGGAUUUGAAACUAGAGGAGUCAAAGAAGAGCAACCAACGACAACUGACGUGUCUCAGCCAAAAAGCAAGAACAAGAAAGGAAAAAAGAAAAAACACGACAAGACCAACAAUUGCAUUGUUCAGAGAACUGAUGAA
Chiloscyllium plagiosum (whitespotted bambooshark) is the source of this 3108-nucleotide messenger RNA. NCBI's taxonomy places the organism in Eukaryota, Metazoa, Chordata, Chondrichthyes, Orectolobiformes, Hemiscylliidae. The record is from RefSeq and is a predicted model, not a curated record.